Molecule: messenger RNA, 1161 nt
Organism: Quercus robur (English oak)
Lineage: Eukaryota; Viridiplantae; Streptophyta; Magnoliopsida; Fagales; Fagaceae
Product: sister chromatid cohesion protein PDS5 homolog D-like
Exons: 2
Coding region: 196-1161 (321 amino acids)
Biological process (GO): mitotic sister chromatid cohesion; DNA repair
Cellular component (GO): chromatin; nucleus
Source: RefSeq, a predicted model, not a curated record
AAAAUCUUUACCUGGCCCAAUUUUCCCUUUAAAAGUCCACCCAUCAGCCCCAUUUCCUAACAAACGCAAGCAUAUGCCUAUUGUUUGACAACCCAGUACUAUACCAACCCAUAAAACCUUGCCUGACCAAAAAUAAAAGGGCAGAAAAUUAAGAUUUAGUCUUUGUGUAUUGUGCCUCAAAGUUGGAGCUGGAAAAUGACUUCCUUUGAUAGAAAGCUUGAGAAGCAGCUUAAAGAUAGAGAAUUUGAGAGGCAAAUUAAGGAGGCUGGGAAUAGACUCAUUAACCCUCCUUCCUCCAUUGAUGAUCUUCUCACUCUUCUUGAUAAAGUUGAAAAUUUGUUAGCAUAUGUGGAGCAAGAACCAUCCAAAUCAAUGCGAGAUGCACUUUUACCCUCAGUGAAGGCAUUGAUCACUGAUAAACUUUUGAGACAUGCUGAAAUGGAUGUGAAGGUUUCAGUUGUAUCUUGCAUUAUUGAGAUUACAAGGAUAACAGCACCAGAUGCCCCAUAUAAGGAUGAGCAAAUGAAAGAAAUAUUUCAGUUUAUUGUGGCAGCAUUUGAAAAUAUGCCUCAUGUGUCUACUCGCUCUUAUAAGAAGGUGGUUUCAAUUCUUGAUACCAUUGCAAAGGUCAAGUUAUGCUUUGUGAUGCUGGAUCUUGAGUGUGAUGCAUUGGUUGUUGAGAUGUUUCAAAGUUUCUUAAAGAUAAUUAGGUCCAACUAUCCACCUUUUGUACUUUCAGCCAUGGAAACAAUUAUGAAUCUGGUCAUAGAUGAAAGUGAAGACAUUUCUUUGGAUCUUCUCAGUUCACUCUUUGCUAUUGUAAGAAAGGAAAAUCAAAAUGUUUCACCUAUUUCGUGGACAUUAGGGGAGCAAAUAAUCACAAGGAUUAAUGCCCAGCUAGAAAGGAUAAUGGCACCCACUCAAAAACUACCCAACGAGCUUGAGAGUGCACAUGAUGUGAAUGUUGAAGUUGUUAAACGUGCUUCUGAUCAACCCUCCACAAUCCUUGAAGAUCUACAUCUUGGUAAAGUCGAAGAGGUUAAAACCACAAUGUUUCCUAUGGUUCAUAAAGUUCAAGAUGAGAUUAUGCUAAUUCCACACAUUGAUUUUGUAAUUCCAAAUGAGUCUAAUGCGGUGGAAUUCAAGGUUCUAUUAGUUUAG